AUGUCGCUUUUAUGCGCCAAAUCAGGUGAUAUAGGCGUGACUCGGUCUAAAUCAAACACAACGACUACGUCAGGAUUCCAAGUUUCUUUCCAGCGAAGUCGACAACGCUUUUGUGCCUUCUCUGUCUCGAUCGUGAUCGUUCCGUUGAUGAAUCGAACAAGGGAAAAGAAGAUGAAAAAUCGCGCAGUUCAAGACGAUAAGCUUAGGCAACAGUCAGUGGAAAUCGAGGGAUCAGGAGGUGCACGGAGAUGUAACCUAGUAACUAAUGACGUCACUCACCUAUAUGAUGACGUCAGUACUGUUUAUGAGGCGUUCUUAAACGGCAUUAAAGUCUCAGGUGAUGGACCCUGCUUGGGUUCCAGGAAGGGAAGUGGACCAUACCAAUGGAUGUCGUAUUCUCAGAUCCACGAAAGAGCAGCUAAUCUGGGAUGUGGACUUCUGGAAUUGGGCUGUCAAUCAUCACAAGAAACUUAUAUCGGUGUUUGGUCUAAAAACUGUGUUGAGUGGUUUCUAACAGACAUGGGUUGUCAGAUGUUCUCCAUGGUUACCGUACCUAUCUAUGAUACACACGGCCCAGAUGCAUGUAUCUAUAUCAUACAACAAGCUAGCCUUAAGGUCAUCGUGUGCAACACAGAUAAAGUCAGCUUUCUUCUCGAAAAAGCGAACGAGUGCGACAGCUUAAAAACCAUCAUCUUGAUUGGGGGUCCUGUGGACGGGAGUACCUUGGCAGAAGCCGACGAACUGGGGAUUAAAAUCCAUAUCUUUGAGGAAAUUGAGGAACUUGGAAAGAAUAAUAAACACCCUAUUUUGCCCCCCGGACCAAACGAUGUGCAUACAAUCAGCUGGACCAGCGGUACUACGGGUUAUCCUAAGGGCGCUUUGGUAACCCAUGGCAACAUCAUUUCCAACAUGGCAGCCUACUUGUUUAUUAUAAAACAGGAUGGAGUGGAGUUAAACGCGCACGACGUUCACCUCUCGUAUCUUCCACCAGAACACAUGUACGAACGCUGCACACAGGUUCUGAUGCUGUCAAGUGGAGCGAGAAUCGGGUUUUCACGAGGGAAAAGAGAAACUUUGAUGGAAGAUUUCCAGGAGCUAAAACCCACAGUCUUUUCCGCUGUCCCACGCCUAUUGAACGUUAUUUACGACAAAGUCACAGCUCAGGUCCUGAGAAGCAAGCUAAAGAAGUGGAUAUUUGAUAUUGCAAUGCACUCCAAACAACAAGAUCUCAAAAGAAACAUCCUUCGAAAGAACACUAUUUGGGACCGCUUGGUAUUCAAAAAGAUCCAGAACCUUCUUGGAGGUAACGUGCGUAUCAUCACGUGCGGAUCAGCACCACUGUCAGCCAAUGUUACCACGUUUAUCAGAUGUGUCAUGGGAUGCUAUCUCCAGGAAGGAUAUGGCCAGACAGAGACAACAGCUAUUGUGACGAUGCAACGACUUAGUGAUUUCUCAACAGGUCAUGUGGGAGCUCCAGCACCAUGUAAUCAAGUCAAACUUGUUGAUGUGCCUGAGAUGGGCUACUACGCCAAAGACGGCCAUGGGGAGAUCUGUGUGAAAGGACAAAACGUGUUCAAGGGCUACCUUGGGAAUCCAGAAAAGAACGCUGAAUGCUUUGAUGAUGGUGGGUGGUUCCAUUCUGGGGACAUCGGACAGUGGAAUGAGAAUGGGACUUUAAAAAUUAUUGAUCGCAAGAAACACAUCUUCAAGCUCUCUCAGGGGGAGUACAUAGCACCAGAGAAGAUCCAAAAUGCCUACCUACGAAGCCCUUACGUUGCACAAGUAUUUGUACAUGGGUACAGUCUAAAGUCAUGUAUCGUCGGUGUCGUGGUUCCUGAUCAAGAGAUGCUGUUCGCCUUGGCAAAAAGUAAAGGGAUUCAAGGAGACUUGAAACAGCUCUGCCAGAAUCAGACAAUACGUAAGCUGAUCCAUGAUGACAUGUUGACUAGAGGCAAGGACGCGAAGCUCAACUCCUUAGAACAGGUUAAAGCAAUCUAUCUGAGCCCAAACUCGUUUACCAUCGAAGAAGGACUCGUAACACCGACAAUGAAAGUAAAGCGACAAGCAAUGGCGGCUUAUUUUGAUGUCAAAAUCCAGCAGCUCUACGAUGAAUUGGAAGCUGGGCAGAUAAAGAAAAACCUUGGGGAAAGGAAAGGAUGGUAGAGGGACGAGAAAACGACUACUGGAUGAUGUAUCUAUUUUAGAGAAGACUGGUAUCCAACGCCUAUCGCAUAGAAUUGUGGGAUUUACUUUCGAUUUCUGGAUGAUUCCUACCCAAGAUCCCAUGCCAUAUGAAUCCGUAAUCAGUCUCUUUUGAAUUUUGAAGGAUUUUCAUGAUUUCCUAUUCGAGACCAAGUGCAAUUCUCUUGAGAAUGAAAUUCUUUGUUUGAAUUACAUCCAUAUUCGUGUGUCUUCUUGUGCACAAACAUUUAACAAAGAAAUUAUACUGUAAGGGAAUGGCACGUGGUCU
This is a messenger RNA of Actinia tenebrosa (Australian red waratah sea anemone), 2470 nucleotides long. RefSeq names its product long-chain-fatty-acid--CoA ligase 1. NCBI's taxonomy places the organism in Eukaryota, Metazoa, Cnidaria, Anthozoa, Actiniaria, Actiniidae. Gene Ontology annotation, molecular function: long-chain fatty acid-CoA ligase activity. Gene Ontology annotation, biological process: long-chain fatty acid metabolic process. The record is from RefSeq and is a predicted model, not a curated record. Gene Ontology annotation, cellular component: membrane; endoplasmic reticulum.